AGAACUUGAUCAUAUAUCAUAUUGAAACACUCAACCGACCAUGAAUACACAACAACAAGAUGAUCAUAUAAUAAUGUUCCCAUUCAUGGCACAAGGUCAUAUCAUCCCAUUCUUAGCCUUAGCAAAGCUAAUCUCUCAGAGAAAACCCAACACUAAAAUCACUCUUGUUAGUACUCCUCUCAACAUCAAAUACCUUCAUUCAGCCUUAACCGCAGAAACCAGCACCGCAUACAAAAACAUUUCUCUAGCUGAACUUCCUUUCUCGUGUACCGAUCAUGGGUUACCACCUAAUUCUGAUAACACUGAUUCUUUACCUUCUCAUCUAAUCGUAAGCCUCUUUCACGCAUCAGAAACCUUGAAACCUUCUUUCGACAAUCUUAUAACCGAAAUCAUUAGAACUGAAAAACGCAUCCCUGGUUGUAUUAUCUCUGAUGUUUUCUUAGGUUGGGUUAACGAAACCGCCAAGCGUGUCGGUACGCUUCAUUUUUCAUUCACUACUUGUGGUGGGUACGGCACUGCUGCGUAUUUCUCUAUAUAUCUAUAUCUCCCACACCGUAAAAAUGAUGAUUCCAAUGAUCUUAUUCAAGAGUUUCACCUACCCAAAUUUCCAGAUACGUGUCGGUUACAUGUCUCUCAACUUACCCUUAACCUAAGAGAAACAGAUAAAGAAACCCCAUUUGCUAUAUUCUUACAGAAACAGAUUUCUCUGUCACUGAAAUCAGAUGGAAUGCUGUGUAACUCUGUUGAAGAGAUAGAAGUUUUGGGACUGGAAACUCUAAGAAGUUAUAUGGAUCCCAAACCGGUUUGGACUAUUGGUCCUUUACUUCCACCAUUUUUACUAGGCAAUGGGGGUGCUGUUUCAAACUUAAGGACGGCAGGAAAAAAAUUUGGGAUAUCUCCAGAGAAUUGUAUAGAGUGGUUGAAUCAUAAAAAACCAUCUUCAGUUGUAUAUAUUUCUUUUGGUUCUCAAAACACAAUAAGAACAUCAAAAAUGAGGGAAUUAGCUUUGGGUUUGGAGAAAAGUGGAAAAUGCUUCAUAUGGGUAUUAAGACCACCAAGUGAAUUUGAUAUAGAAUCUGAAUUCAAAUGGGAAUGGUUACCUGAAGGAUUUGUUGGGAGAAUGAAAAAAUCUCAAAAAGGGUUGUUAGUGAAAAAAUGGGCACCCCAGCUGGAGAUAGUAUGCCAUAAGUCAACAGGUGCUUUUCUUAGUCAUUGCGGAUGGAAUUCAGUGUUAGAGAGUUUGAGUCAAGGUGUACCUAUAAUUGGGUGGCCUUUAGAAGGAGAACAAUGUUAUAAUUCUAAGAUGAUGGAAGAGGAAAUGGGUGUUUGUACGGAAUUGGCUAGAGUUGAUGGAGAAGUGUUUAGUGAGGAUGUGAAGAAAAUAAUUGACGACGUAAUGGAUGGUAAUAAAGGAGAACUAAUGAGGAAGAAGGCGAUGGUGAUUGCUGAAAAAAUUAGAGCUGCAAUGAGAGACGAUAUAAGUGAUGAUCAUGCGAAAGGGUCUUCUGUUAGAUCAGUUGAUGAUUUUCUUGCAACUAUAACUUCUAGAAGUUAGAGGUAUAAAGUAGACCAUCUCCCUGCACCGAACAAGAAGAUCUCAAAAUUGCAAUGCCCUCUACUUGGAAGUAUUCUUCACAACAACACUAUUUUCAUUUAAGAAUUAUUAAUUAGUUAUUUCCCACUUUUAUACUGUUGUUACUUGUCUUAAUUUCAAGGGAGCUAUGUCGGCAUUGCUUUUUCCGGCAAUUUUCCUCAAAUUCAAAAUAUCA
Messenger RNA from Papaver somniferum (opium poppy), 1769 nucleotides. Its product is annotated as UDP-glycosyltransferase 92A1-like. The coding region runs from base 41 to 1555 and encodes 504 amino acids. The transcript has a single exon. The record is from RefSeq and is a predicted model, not a curated record. Lineage: Eukaryota; Viridiplantae; Streptophyta; Magnoliopsida; Ranunculales; Papaveraceae. Gene Ontology annotation, molecular function: UDP-glycosyltransferase activity.